GCCAUUCAUCAUUUACUGUUCAUUGUAGUAUUAUUUUCAGUUUGUUUAUUUUGUCCACCCUCCAAGAUAAGAAGUGCAAGAGACAUAGUUUCUGUAAUAGCCACUGCUGUAAAAACACUGAAGACUACUUGUUUGCCAAAACCCAAACAAAACCAAAAAUCCUGCAAAAAAACAUACCAAAAAGUCACCCAGUUGAAUAGGAAACCCUCUCACCAUGGUGUUCCAGAUCAAGAUUCGCAGAACUGGAUCCCAGCUAGCUAUGCAUUUCAUUGCUUUCACUGCUGUUUAGAAACGGACUGAAAAACUUCUAAAGGAUUUCUUAUUCCAUGAAAGGAAACAUUCAGGGAAGAAAGGAAAAAAGCAGAGCUAUCUUCUUGCUGUUACACAGACUGUAACCAUGGACCUGCGUAAACAACUGGAGAAUACUGAGAGGAACUGGAAUAAAGAGAAGAUGGAAUUACUGGAGAGAUUUGACAAUGAAAGGAAAGAAUGGGAAUGUCAAUGGAAGGUCAUGCAGAAGAAAAUAGAAGAGCUUUACCAGGAGGUGAAACUUAGAAGGGAGAGCAAUAUGAGUGUCCAUGAUAAUAAGGCCAUUCAGAGCAAGAUGCUGCAGCUGUCCAUGCAUUCCCCUGCUUCGGAAGAGAGUGACACAGUGGAGCUGAACUAUCAACACAAUGUGGCAAAUGAAAAAGGGAGUUUGCUCAGUAAAACAGGACACAAAUGUAAAGAAACCAGAGCCAAGAGCAGAAACAAUACUCUGUUAAUGGACAAUCUGGCCUUUGAGAACUGUGAGGAACCUGAAGACAGCCUCAGCAUCAAAACUUCCAAGAAAAAUGCCAAGAAUUAUAUUGGUGAUCUCAAUGUAGCUCUUAAAGAACUUGCCAGAGUCAGUGAAGAAUUAUGCAGCUAUCAAGAGGAAAUUCGAAAGAAGUCCAACCACCGAAGAAUGAAGUCACUUCCUUUCUUGGGGGAAUUUGAGGAAACUCAAAAACCAGUUAUUCUGCCUGAGAUGAACAAUGUGUCCAGCAAUGAAUCACAGGCUUCAGUUGCUUUUGAAACAGAGGAACAUAAUAACAGGAAGAAUCUGAUGAGCUCCACCAAGGCUUUGAAGGACAUGGCUUAUGGUGGUCUUACUGGUGACAGAGAAGCAGACUUCAGACCUUGGCAAAAGAAAGAAGCUCCACCAGUUCCUCCACGUAGCACUUCUCGGCACCUAACAAACUCACUUUCUGCAGUUGUACAGCUUUCUGAAGCACCAAUAAGAGAUCUAGGCAUCAAAAGCAAUUACAAGGCUCAGGACUGUAGGAGUGGAAGGAAACUGAUGAAUCCUUUACCUAUAAACCAGAAUGAAACUACAGCAGCCUGUGCAAAUGAAGGGCAGGCUGUGAAAGGUCCUGUGAUGGUAACUGCUGCAAUACCUGUAUCCAAAAAUGAGUGCAAUGUACCAAGUUUCUGCCACAACACGUGGGCAUAUGAUGUGGGCAAACUUGGAAAAGACAAUAAAAGUGAACCUUCCCCACUGUCAGCCCAAAAGAGUUGUUCAGAUGGAAAUAUGGCCCAAAGCAACAUGAUGCACCAGAAACAAAAUCCCAAGUCUCACAGCAGCCCUUAUUACAGUAAUGACUUUUAUGCCCCUGCUACCCUGCACAGCGAUCUUUUGGAAGACUCUAGAUAUGCUUUGGGAAAGACCCAAAGAAAUGAAACUUUAGCAGCAAAGAUUGAUGAAUUUAACCGGACUGUAUUUCACACAGAUAAACGUAACAAUGCUUUGCAAGAAAACCAGGUGCCUCGAACAGCAUCAGAAGAUCACGAACCCUGCGGCCCACUGUGUGACUCUGCUAUGAGCAGGACAGAAACUGUAAAUACAUCUUGUGUUUCAAAUCCCAAAUUCUCUGCAGCAAAAGAGCAAGAAAAUAGCAACCCCAGCAAAGCUGUCAAAAUGGCAGGUCAACAAAAGCCAAUAAAUGGACUUCCAAAUACUAGUGGUUAUAGGCACAUGCUUCACGAGCAUGACUGGAGACCAAGUAAUUUAUCCGGUCGCCCGCGUUCAGCUGACUCAAGGUCGAACUAUGGUGUUGUUGAAAAGCUUUUGAAAAACUAUGAAAAAUCAACAGUGACUUCUCCAUGUAAUGCAAAAUGCUGCAAAGAUAAGCGGACACGGGCAAACUCUGAAUUCACCAAUGGGGGUUGUGAGACAUUUAGUCAGUAUUUAGAAAUGCUCCAGAUUGAGCAAGGAAAGCAAGAAUUUCCGAGGAAUUCAGCCAGGCAUAUUGGGCAGCAACUCAAGCAAGGAAAAGAGAGACAGAAGUUACCAGAGAUAUCUGUGCCAGCUAAAUGUUCAAGUGGGAAGGGUUUCUCCCGGCCUGCUCGGCCAGCAAAUCGACGCUUACCUUCCAGAUGGGCAUCCAGAUCACCGUCAGCACCGCCAGCUGUGAGAAGAACGGCAUACAACUGCUCUGUCUCUUUUCGGUCAGAGACCUCGGUAGUCUGAACCUAGAGCUGGGUUGAAUGGUGUUGUGAAAGCUCUACGCCUCAUUAUAGCCGUGUUCGGUAUGUGUUAUAGCAACCAGUUCUACACUGUUGUAUCUUGUCCAAAAGCGACCCCCACCACAUGCCGGACAAAGCGUUUUGAAUCUUAGGUCAUCAUCACCAUGGUCUUCAGUGUUUUUAUUGAGAUGAAAUAACUAGACCCCUGGUUUUCUCUGUUUUUUUGGUAAUAGCUCACAAGGAAUUUCUUUUGGAUGGCAUCUUCCUUAAUUUGCCAAUCAAUUUUGUUUUGAAACAAUGUAUAGUGCUGUAUAUUCUGACUCUUCUGCAAACAGCAGAACGUAAAGCUGUAUGCAUGAUCAUGUGUUCGUAGUGCAUGUGUUGGACUAGGAAGUAUACAGGUCUGUAUUUAGAAGAGACAAACUGUGCUAGUGUUGACAUUGAAAUUACAACCUAUAUGCCUACAUAUAUAUAUACACUUUGUGUUUAUUUUAAAAAGUUUGAAAUAUACAGUCCUGAUGACAUUUAUAUUUUGUAUAUCUUUUACAUAGGUUCACAGGUGUAGUAUUUAAUGUACAAAAACUAAAUAUGCAUUUUUGUGACUGAUUGCAGCGAUAAUGCCUUGCACAAUAUGUAUCUGAAGCAGACUAGCUCGACUGAUUCAUCAGUCAUGCUUCACAGCAUCCUCGUUCGGUUUCCUAACCCAUAUGAUGCUAGGUCAAAAUACCCAAACAUAUUUUUUCUGAAUUAAAAUAUUAUAUGAUUUGUAAUACACUAGCCUUUUUCAGCACCAGAGACAUUCCUGAAAUGUUCCGGUCCCUUUAAAAAGCUUAAAUGUGCCAUUAUAUAUAUAGCAUACUGUAAACACUUUGGUAGUUUCAACUAGUGUAACAUACAAUUUAUGAAGGGAAGAAAAGGGUUGUAUAUGCUCAAUUCUGUAAAACUUAUUUUUCCUUCUAGCAUUAUACUUUGAGGUUUGGCAAAGUCAGAUAACAAUGGACUUGUUUACUUUCACUCGAGGCAGGAGAACAAGGACCGUUGUUCCCAGUGCUGCAGCCACACUCCUUUUUUACUCUUCUCCUAGACUAGAGUGCCUGAGCCACUUGCUAAUUUACUGCUCCCAGACUGACUCGUGGCAGUCAGUUACGAAGUUUACUUGCACUCUGGCAACAAGCUGCAUCUAGUACGGAAACAUUGCAUUGAGGUAUGAUCACAAUGGUGCCCGAAAUCCUAGACACAUGGCGUUGGAAGUAUGUUUUUGCCAUCACUUGACUCGGUAUUAUGGGCUAUCUGAACGACAUGCACAGAGCCUGGCUUGUUCCUUCCCACAGCGUGAAAGAAAUAUGGAUGCUACCCAGACUCUUGCUGAACUUUCAGAAAGACAGUGUCCUUCAUCCUGGAAUUUUUGCACCCUUCUCUGGGCUGUUGCUGGAUGCAUAGUGUGGUAAUGAUGAUACAUGUUACCUUUAAACAGCAUGUCUAGGUUAAAAGGAGUAAAAAGGCACUUCUUCAACAUCAGCCUGAUCUUGUCUUGCAACUUUUCUUCUUCUGGAGAAACAUAGUGUGUUCAAAGGAAUUUCAAAUAUCGUCCCAGGAUCUAUUAAUGUGCACAUCUUCUUAUGUGAAUGUAAAAAGGAUUUCAGAGAGAGUGUAGGCUUUUGUCCUAGUGAAUUGUAUAUGUGGCAAUAUAGGGAAUAUUAAUUGUGCUUAAUUUGGUAGUGAUCUCUUGUCCUACUCCGGUCACGUUGAGAAUACACGCCUUUUUCCUUCCUUUUAGGCCUUAUUCUUCUUUCCUCUGCACAACUUCGGUUUUGCAGAGAGAGAAGACAGGAGGCCAUGUGUUCUGAGCAAUACAGCCUGUAUGGUAGUACCAGUAACUGUUCAGGCAUGCCGGUGUUGGAGCGAGCAGGCAUUAGAGCCAUAAAUACCACUUUAUCAUGCCACUGUGGCUGCCUGCACGGCAAAACCAUGCUCAGAGUAAUUUGCCCAGUUUACACUUCAGGUCCUUUCUAGAUGUGAGUGGUAGGAAAAUCCCACAAUAUAUGAAGGCUUCAAACAGAUCAACAAUUCAUCAAAAUUUACUCAGACAUCAUUGCAAAGUUAUUACUGGAAAAGAUACAAGGACAGAAAAUCUUGAAGAAAAUUUAUACAGUUUGGACAGAGGCAAAAAUCUGUGUGCUUGAGUGAAAAUCAAGAGUAUUAUAAAUUUGCUUAUUUGCCCUAAUUUAGAGAUUGCACUCCAUUAACUUCCUUAGAACUAGAAAAAUUAGAGAUGAUUCACAGUGAAUUUGGAACAUGGCUUAAGAUUCUAGCUAACUGUGGAAAUUAGCAAACCAAAAUGCCUUGCAAAUUGACCUUUUAAAUGCCUAAGUAGCUGAGCAGCUUUAAAUGCCUAAGGCUGAGGAAAGAAUAAUAUGAGAGAAUUGUAAAAAAAAAAAGGUUCUUAAUUUCAGUCAGUGCUGACUGCAAUAAAACUUCUUUAAAUAACCUUCAUAGUAAAGUUCAGCAGUUUUGUUCUGAAAAAUGGUGGUGUGCUUUUGUUUGAAGUAUGUAACUAUGAAAGCCUUUCCCCUGAUUAGUCAGUGAAGGUGUUUCUUUAGUUCCCUUCAGUUUCUUUGAUCGCCUUUGACAUAUAUCACAUUGUUGAAUAACAGAGAAAGGAUCAAAUAUCUACCACAUUCCCUGAUGUAUGUAAGUUUAAUGAACAGAAGGUUUUUGAAAUAAACUAAUAGGUCAAGGACAAGUCCAUUUUGUCAAGAUUUUCUGUGUCCAAUUACACACGUUGGUUCUGAUGCCCAAAAGUAUCAAAACCAGUGAUUUUGGCCUGCAGGUGGCUAGCUGGACAUACCAAUUUUAGAAAAUUGCCACUGACACUGUUUAAAUAUUCUCUUCAACUGCACCCAUAACAGGGCCAGUGCACUGUGGUGAAUUUUUUAGUUCCCAAAACUGUGAUUACUGAACCACAGUAAUGGCUUUAUUACACUUAUUUGCUAUAGGGGGAAGUGCUCUGUUGGACCUUCAGGUUCCCCCAUGUUAUCUGUGACAUGGAAAUAUAGUUACCUUGGAAGCUCUGAAGCAAGACACACACACUCAUGCAAGAACUACAAAUGAUCUAAGUAUAACUCGACGUUUCUAUUAAUCCUAGUGUCACCUAUGGAAGUGGUGAGUUUUGUAAGCCUGUUUUUAAAAUAGGUUUUCAAUAUUAUUCCUCCAUAUGCUGUCUAAAGUCAUAAUGCCCAUAUAGGUUCUUACUUGUGCUCUGAACGAGUCUAAGACUCUUUUUAUUGCAUGUUUAUGGGCUUUAGUACUGAAAUAAAUGCAAAACUCCCUGCACACACAGAGUCAGCUGCCCAUUGAAAUGGGGAUGUCACUAAGAAUCAGCUGGCUGGUACUUAGUUGACAGAAAGCGUCAUUCUCCCUCACACUGGGAAAUUGAGCCAUAGUCUUUCCCUGAGACCCUGUUAGGGAGGAGUGUGGCAGGGUAGAAACUCAUGAAGAGUCAGUUAGACCUUAUUCACAUAUGCAGUGUAGCAGGCCACCUGAAGGCUAGAAAAGUGGCCUGACUCAGAGCCUCUGCUAGAGGCAGAAGUAGAGGAAAAAAAAAUCCCUUAAAAC
Molecule: messenger RNA, 6102 nt
Organism: Phalacrocorax carbo (great cormorant)
Lineage: Eukaryota; Metazoa; Chordata; Aves; Suliformes; Phalacrocoracidae
Source: RefSeq, a predicted model, not a curated record